GUAAUUCUUUAUUCUUUCUUGUCUGCGCAUCGAACUUUGGUCGUCGUGAUCAGCGUCCUUCAGUGAAUACUGUGUUGUGUCUGAGAAGUACUAGCAGAAUUAUUGACACGGAUUGAAAACUGCAUCUUCACUGAGGAAGGGGCUCCCCUUGAUCACAUAACAUCUCUCUCCAACAACAACAUGGCCGUCGCCAGCAAUCCUCUCUCCCCCAAAUCACAACAAAGCCUCAACAUGGUCAUGCCAAUGCCUCCUCCACUCCUGCACACUCGCUCGGGUAAUGAGCUGUACGAUCGUCCUCAAACUCCUACCACUCCUGGUGGAAAUCAUGGCUUUACCAGUCCUGUUCAGACACCUUCGGGCAGUCCCAGCAAGAAGCAAUUGCCUCCAGGGGCCAAUGAUCUUCCAAACGUCUUUGACAAUGCCAUGAAGUUGGCCCCGAUGUCCCCUACCAAAAGCCAGCCCACGUCGCCCACCAAACAAGGUCUUUCGGUUGGGAGCGACAAUGUCAGCAAGGAUCCCUUCUCCGACGGGAACAACCAUCACUACAACCGAUCGGAGAGCCCAACCCGCCAGUCAAACAAAGAAAAUGCUCCUGGAAGUCCGCUAAAAAAUGGGAAAGAGCAGAAUCAUGCGGCCUUGUCAAGACAGGUACAAUACCAGCCUACAGAGUCCAGGAAAACCAUCACCAAGGGCUUGACCACGGAGGAAAUGCAAAAGUUGCAGCUUCCGAAAUACAAGCGACUUGCGAACGUCACUCAAUUGUACUUUCUCGACUACUACUUCGACCUCCUCUCUUACGUACACAACCGACAAGCAAGAGAGGCUGCCUUCAAAGCUUCGUAUCCAGAACCCCCUGAGACACCAAAGGAAGAAUACCACUCGGCUCAACACAAAUACCUUGGUCGCGAGCGUGCCAACCUGCGCAAACGUCGAACUCGGCUUCGACAUGGUGACUUCCAAAUCCUCACACAGGUUGGUCAGGGUGGCUACGGUCAAGUCUACCUCGCUCAGAAGAAAGAUACACGAGAAGUCUGUGCGCUCAAGGUUAUGAGAAAGAAGUUAUUGUUCAAGUUGGAUGAGGUACGGCACAUCUUGACCGAGCGAGAUAUCCUGACUGCCGCCAAAUCGGAAUGGCUUGUCAAAUUGCUCUAUUCCUUCCAAGACGAUGAGCAGAUUUACCUCGCCAUGGAGUACGUUCCCGGUGGUGAUUUCAGAACCUUGCUGAACAAUACCGGUGUUCUUCACAACCGACAUGCCCGGUUCUACAUUGCCGAAAUGUUCUCUUGCGUCGAUGCCUUGCACACACUGGGUUACAUCCACCGAGAUUUGAAGCCGGAGAAUUUCUUGAUCGAUGCUACUGGCCACGUCAAGCUCACUGACUUCGGUCUCGCUGCUGGUAUGCUCAGCCCGAUCAAGAUUGAAAGCAUGAGAAUCAAGCUGGGAGAAGUCGAAAAUACCUCAGUGCCAUUCGGAAUGACACCUGUCGAAGAUCGAUCGGCCGACCAACGUCGUGAGGGCUACCGGUCUCUACGCAAGAAGGAUAUCAACUACGCCAAGUCGAUUGUUGGCUCUCCGGACUAUAUGGCCCCUGAGGUGCUGAAAGGCGAGCAGUACGACUUCACGGUCGAUUACUGGUCUUUAGGAUGCAUGUUGUUUGAGGCGCUUGCCGGAUACCCUCCAUUCGCUGGUGCAACAGUGGAUGAGACCUGGCAGAACCUGAAGAGAUGGCAGCGCGUUCUGCGAAAGCCCAUCUACGACGAUCCAAACUAUUUCCUUAGCAAACGUACUUGGGACUUGAUCACACGUCUAGUUGCGGGUAAGGAGAAUCGGUUCAAGAAUAUCACAGAGAUUCACAAGCACGAGUACUUUGCCGAGGUCGACUUCGAAGGACUGAGAGAGCAGAAGGCGCCGUUCGUUCCAGAGCUUGACUCUGAGACUGACGCCGGGUACUUUGACGAUUUCAGCAACGAGGCUGACAUGGCCAAAUACAAGGAGGUCCAUGACAAGCAGAAAGCACUGGAGGAAAUGGCCGAACGUGAUGAGAGGAUGGGCAAGAGUUUGUUCGUGGGCUUUACGUUCAGACACCGAAAGCCAGAUUCAGAAUCUCCCCGCAAGAAGAUCGAAACCGAUGGCACAUUCGGAACCAUCUUUUAGUGAUCUGUGGGAAGUGCUGACAUGGGAUGGCACAAAGUUCGGAGACUCUUUUUCGUUUCUUAGUAUGACUUUUCAGGAACUGUAUGAAUGAACAACCACAACAACACGGUUUGGGGUAUGGAGGCAGGAAGACUGGGGCUGGAAAUGAUUGGCGUUGGUUUGUCGCGGCGGCAUGUAAUACCGGGGAGUGAGUGUACCCAUGAUGAGGGUGUGCUGGGAGUCUGUGUCUAUGAGUAACGUAACGUGCGUAAGAAGCACACAUGGGUAUUCAAUGCUUGAAUGAAAUCGUCAUUUUCAUGAGAUAUAUGAUCGUACAAUU
Exophiala viscosa is the source of this 2473-nucleotide messenger RNA. RefSeq names its product cell cycle protein kinase DBF2. Bases 181 to 2154 code for a protein of 657 amino acids. The record is from RefSeq and is a predicted model, not a curated record. The transcript has 3 exons. Gene Ontology annotation, molecular function: protein serine/threonine kinase activity; ATP binding. NCBI's taxonomy places the organism in Eukaryota, Fungi, Ascomycota, Eurotiomycetes, Chaetothyriales, Herpotrichiellaceae. Gene Ontology annotation, cellular component: spindle pole body. Gene Ontology annotation, biological process: peptidyl-serine phosphorylation; intracellular signal transduction.